Messenger RNA from Rubroshorea leprosula, 1785 nucleotides. NCBI's taxonomy places the organism in Eukaryota, Viridiplantae, Streptophyta, Magnoliopsida, Malvales, Dipterocarpaceae. The record is from the annotation of a GenBank genome assembly.
AGCGGCUGGCAGCAAGUUUACCGGGAAAGCCCUUCGAGCCUGUCCGGGAAACCAAACACCGUGUAGAUAUAAGUUAGUGAGGAGGAGUAUCAACUUUCAAAGAAGCGCGAGUGGUAAUGUCAGGUUCAACUGUUGCCUCCAAAUACAUAAAGGCGACCAAAAGAAGUCUGUUUUUUUCUGGAUCAAUGCAUCACAAUGAUCCAAAUCAAGCAAGUGCAGUGCCAUCUUACAGUUACAGCUAGCGUUUUGGAUCCUUAUGCUGCGGGCAGGAUCGUAUCCUUCUGUGCAGUCUCACCCAGCGCAGAUGUCUCUUACGCUGACAAACUCUUUCUUCGUCUUCAAUAUAGAAACACUUUCAUUUGGAACAAUAUGAUCAAAGCUUUUGUUGAAACAAACCAAAACACUAGAGCCCUUUCUCUCUGCAAGAAAAUGGUUCAGAGUGGAUUCAUGCCGAAUAAUUAUACCUUCUCUUUUGUUCUUCGAGCUUGCACUCAGAAUGGACUGAUACAUUUUUACGCGAGUUGUAGCUUGAUGGACUCAGCACGUAAAGUCUUUGAUAUGGGUGUUAACCGAGACGUUAUUACAUGGACUGCUUUAGUAAAUGGGUAUGUUAAAUGUGGGGAAGUUGGAGUGGCGAAGCAACUGUUCGAUCAAAUGCCUGAGAAGAAUGCAGUUUCAGGGUUUCGGCCUAAUCAUAAUGCUGCAAUAGUGGGAGCUCUCACUGCUUGUGCUUUUCUUGGUGCUCUGGAUCAGGGAAGGUGGAUACAUGCAUAUGUGGAUAGAAAUGGGAUGGAGUUGGAUAAAUUGUUAGGCACUGCAUUGAUUGACAUGUACGCAAAAUGCCUGGCUAAUCAUGGUCAAAGUGCUAGAGCCCUUGAGUUGUUUGCAAGGAUGCAGAAUGAAGGAGUUGUUCCUAACGAAGUUACUUUUAUAUGCAUUCUAAGUGCUUGCAGUCGAAUGGGAUUGGUGGAUGAAGGACUAAGAAUAUUCAGUAACAUGAGCAAGGUUUAUGGGAUUGAGCCUGGGGUUCAGCACUAUGGCUGUUUGGUGGAUCUUUUGGGCAGAGCAGGGAUGCUAGACGAUGCAAAGAAAUUAGUGAGAGAGAUGCCACUGGAACCAGACUCCUUUGUCUUGGGUGCAUUACUCGCCUGUAGAAUGCACGGUGAUGUUGGGCUGGUUAACCAAUGGAAGGGGGUGGUAAAGGUGAGGGAGGAAAUGGCAGAGAAGAAGGUCAGGAAGGUUCCAGGCUGUAGCUUAAUUGAAGUGGAUGGUCAGGUUUGUGAAUUUGUUGCAGGAGAUAGGUUUCAAGUGCAUAUGGAGGAGGCCAUGCUAGUUUUAUUAGGGACUGAUAAUCAUUUGAGGUUUGCUUGGGAUGAUGAUGAUAACGAUCAAUUUCUGACCAUUGAAUAAGUCAUAACCAAGAGCUGAUUUUAAACAAACCACACUACAAGAUGAUAAAGAGAAACCAGAUCAAAACACAAGGUACUUUUAUGAUGUUUUUCCUUCUAUUUUUACAUUACUUUCCUUCGUGUGAGUGCAGAUUUAUUCUUUUUCUCGGGGAAAGACUAUCCUUGUAAUUGUAGUUGUUUUUAUUUAUUUAUUUAUUUAUUGUUUUUGAAUGUUGGGGGUGGAGUUGAACCCCACAUCUACCAGACUUUAUAUGAGAAGUCCUUUACAACGGAGAUGUGACCACUAAGCCACAAGGACAUUCUCAUCCUUGUAAUUGUAGUUGAUCCUUUGACGCAUGCAAUUUUUCAUAAUUGCUAGUAAAGUCACUUUUUUUUU